AUGAAGGACCAGGAGAUUGACCAUCAGAAUGAUAAAAGCAGGGAUCUUCAGUCCAGUCUGAGCAAUGCCCUGAAACUCAACACGCUUCUUUUCAAGAUUCGAGAUGACGAGUUGCCGAUGGCUUGUUGUCAGCUUGCCCAUGAGGUGAAGUGUAUUGAACUGGGCGUUCUUCGCACUGCAGAUUUGUUUGCCAGCCACUUAUUCCCUCUGGCUGAGUUGAAAUCUUCAAUCAAGAUACAUCCUGACCUUGAUGAUAUUGUUCGUAAAUCCAUUAAACGCGUGAAUAUUUUGAGUUCUAUGCCAGGUCCAGCCCUCCGAGCAAUGAUUUUUCAUUUCAUUCGUGAUCACAUACUUUAUUCUGAAACCUGGACGGCUCACCAUAUAGAGGGUUACAUGCUUCGAGCAUACCAGAGGACGGACCAGAGGAGCGUAGCAGGGAAGCACUUUGAAAAUUUUCACAGACUCGCACCUAUACAAAUGCUUGAGCAUGACUCAGAGUUCAAGACAAGCUUUCUCGAUGCAUACAAUGAAGAAUUGCAAAGUCAUAUCAUGAGAUUAUUAGACUCUCUGUUCGACCCCAUUCAACUCGAUAAGAAGGCAAAGACGUUCACUGGGAAUUAA
Molecule: messenger RNA, 621 nt
Organism: Talaromyces stipitatus ATCC 10500
Lineage: Eukaryota; Fungi; Ascomycota; Eurotiomycetes; Eurotiales; Trichocomaceae
Exons: 2
Coding region: 1-621 (206 amino acids)
Source: RefSeq, a predicted model, not a curated record